CUGGGUCCGCCCGCUCUUCGCCUUAGACAUGGCUGGCGGCGCGGAGGCGGUGUGGUUGAGCGUUGAGAUCGAGCAGCGGGAGCGGGAGCUGCGUGACUUGCGGGAGCAGUUAGCUGUCGUACUGGCGGGGGAGCGCGGUGGAGCCACUGAGCGGGGUGCCGGUGCCGCUGAUGCCGCCUUCCCCGCUGAGCUCCCCCCGCUGCCCACCCGCGCCGCGCUGCUUCCCGCCGAUAUCCUGCGGUACAGCCGGCAGCUGGUGCUGCCUGAGCUGGGCGUGCGGGGGCAGCUGCUGCUGUCCCGCUCGUCCGUGCUCGUGGUGGGCUGCGGCGGCCUGGGUUGCCCCCUCGCCCAGUACCUGGCCGCGGCCGGCGUGGGCCGCCUGGGGCUGGUGGAUCAUGACGUGGUGGAGACGAGCAACUUGCACCGGCAGGUGCUGCACGGGGAGGCCCGCCGGGGGUUCCCCAAAGCCGCGUCUGCCGCGGCGGCCUUGCGGCAGCUCAACUCCACGGUGCAGUACGUGCCCUACUGCGGGGCUCUGAGUCAGCGCAGCGCCUUGCAACUGGUGCGGCAGUACGACGUGGUGGCCGACUGCUCCGACAACGUGCCCACCAGGUACUUGGUGAAUGAUGCCUGCGUCCUGGCUGGGAAGCCCCUGGUGUCUGGCAGUGCUCUCCGGCUGGAGGGGCAGCUGGUCGUGUACAACUACCAGGGAGGGCCCUGCUAUCGCUGCCUUUUUCCCAAGCCACCUCCACCAGAGACAGUGACUAACUGUGCGGAUGGGGGAGUGCUGGGUGUCGUGCCGGGCAUCGUGGGAUGUAUUCAGGCCUUGGAAGUGUUGAAGAUCAUUUCGGGGAUGGGAUCCUCCUUCAAUCAGUUCAUGCUGAUGUUUGAUGCCCAGGAGGGGCGGUUUCGCAACAUCAAGUUAAGACCAAAGAGAUCAGACUGUGCUGUUUGUGGUGACAACCCAUCUGUCACUUGCCUUCAGGAUUAUGAGGCAUUUUGUGGCUCUUCUGCAACAGACAAGUGUAGAACUUUACAUCUGUUGUCCAGUAAAGACAGGAUAUCUGUCGAGGAAUACAAAAAACUGUUGGAUGAGCAAAUUCCUCAUGUAUUGCUAGAUGUUCGCCCGCAGGUUGAAGUGGAUAUCUGUCGCCUGGAACAUGCUGUCCACAUUCCUUUGAGUAAGUUAGAAGAAAAAGAUGAAGAAUAUCUGGAAUACUUAGAGAAAAGAAUUUGUGAAGAAAAGCAGAGAACUGAUGGCCAAACAUCUUUUCCUGUGUAUGUUGUUUGCAAAUUAGGAAAUGACUCCCAGAAGGCUGUAAGAAUUCUGCAGGAGUUACCUGUCAAAGGAUUUGGUCCUCUAUCAGCUAAAGAUAUUAAAGGGGGGCUCAUGUCUUGGGCCAGUAGAAUUGACCCAACAUUUCCUCAGUACUAAAAAUUUAAAUGUUAAAAAAAAAAAGAAUAUUAACAGUAAAUUCUCUAAAAUUUAAUUUUCUUUGUGCAACGUCUGUAUCACAUGAGUCAAAUGAGAUAUAAAUACUAUGCUCUUUUUAAUAGUAUAUUUUUAAGUUUAUGUAUUUUUAUAGAGGCUUGAUUAUUUUUUUUAUGUAAAAAUCUGAAAACUAUUCAUGGAAAUUGGAAGAAAUAAAUUUUUUUGUUCUUAUUUAAAGUGAACACUUGGAAUGAUUGCUUAAUUGUGCCUGUGAUAAUUGAUUGUUUUUAAUGACUAAUGCAUUAUUUUGUUAUAAAAAGCUAUGUAUGUCUAAGUAGUUCUCAUAGAUAAUUAAUAAGAAAUAGUUUCACAACAGGGAGCUGCCACAGUCCUCAUCAGGUAUUCAUAGCAAUUAUACUAAUACAGAUGUAGGUUCUGUUUUCAUUUCUGAGGUGAAAAAGAAUACUAACAUAAUUAAUAGUCAAAAAAGCAUAUUUUAACAAAAUAAGUUGUGGAACAUCCAUAUCACCUACUUUACAAAGUGAACAUAUCAAUCUUUUCACUGAUGCUUUUGAGGACAGGAUGAAGAAGAAGACUGGUUAUAAUGUGUGCUGCUUCCAGUAGAUAGUAAUCAUGUUUAUAGUCUUUUCCUGAUUACAUUCUUAGGGAUGGAUUUACACAAACUGUGAAAGAAAAAAGAGCUGACAAUAAAGCCUGCUGUUUGGUGUGA
Messenger RNA from Centrocercus urophasianus (Greater sage-grouse), 2162 nucleotides. It is a transcript of the gene MOCS3, whose product is annotated as molybdenum cofactor synthesis 3. NCBI's taxonomy places the organism in Eukaryota, Metazoa, Chordata, Aves, Galliformes, Phasianidae. The record is from RefSeq and is a predicted model, not a curated record. Gene Ontology annotation, molecular function: URM1 activating enzyme activity; thiosulfate-cyanide sulfurtransferase activity; adenylyltransferase activity. Gene Ontology annotation, biological process: protein urmylation; tRNA wobble position uridine thiolation. Bases 29 to 1435 code for a protein of 468 amino acids. The transcript has a single exon. Gene Ontology annotation, cellular component: cytosol; cytoplasm.